Aphanomyces invadans is the source of this 483-nucleotide messenger RNA. RefSeq lists its product as hypothetical. Bases 44 to 349 code for a protein of 101 amino acids. The record is from RefSeq and is a predicted model, not a curated record. The transcript has a single exon. Lineage: Eukaryota; Oomycota; Saprolegniomycetes; Saprolegniales; Verrucalvaceae.
CGGCCAAUUCAUUCGUUCCGCACGGAAAUCGCCACGGCGAAGGAUGGGCGUCGUCCGAGACUUUCUCGAUGCGCAUGAACGGCUAAAGAAGCGCAUCCACAGCACGCGGAUUCCACUCGGACCGAAAGGAAAGGCAGUCAUGACGGUGGUGUAUUUCACCACGCCGAUCAUUUGCGGGUAUUUUGUCAUGCAGUGGGCACAAUCCAAGGCCGAAGUGAAUUUGAAGGACUUGUCAAUACCCACACGGAACCCGUCGUCCUUCCAAAACGACAGCAUCAAGCAGUUGCUCAAAGACUUGCACAAAGAAGACGAGUCAUUAGACGGGGCUACUCCACAGAGAUGCCCCUAGACACGACACUGCAGACCAUGUAACAAUGCUUGCAACGUCAUAUCUUGCAGUCCUCUUUCCGCCACGAGCUUCCAAUGUUUGCAGGACGGAUCUAUCGUGAGGCUUAUUGAUUUCAUCACACCAUGUCUCGCUGC